UAGCUGUCAAAGUAUUUGUUUAUCAAAUUUGCAUUUCUUUGCGCUUUGUGAAAAAAGGGAAGAAAUACACAAAUUGUGUAAAAAUUUUAAAUAAUUAUAAAGAGAAAUAUUGAAAAAUAUAAGUGAAUAUUUGUAAAAAGUUGAAUUUUCACACAGAAUAACUAAAGUAAACACGUGUUUUCUACAGGUGGCGAUAAAGGUGCCGUUAUUAAGUCACCCGUAGACAGGAAUCCGUGUUGAGGAGCUCGUGGUUUUGGUAAAAUAUAUCCAAAGUGUUUUUGUAUAAUUCCUGCUAAACAGAAAAGAUUUUUACUACUUUUUUACUAAGUAGUAGGCAGUUUAUCAAUCUCCCUUCGAAGGCGUCUCCAGUUGCCGGUUAGGUUUUGGCUAUAUUAUCAAUCAUAAAGUAUUGUGCUACCCGGAUUAAAUAUGGAUCAAAUGGCUUCAUCUUUUGGACAUACAGGUUCCGGCGACAGAGAAAAUAAUAGUUAUGCUGAAACUUUAAGAAAACGCUAUAUAAAAGCCAAGGAGUUAUUGCACAAAAUAAAGCAAAAUGCUCGUUAUCGCAAGCGUCCUAUAUACGAUAAAAAAGAUCGGGAGAGAUGUGAAAAAACCAUUAAGGAGUAUCGUGAGUAUAUAAUAAACGAACAAAAAUUAAAAUUUGCAGAAGCUAGGAGAGAAAGGGAGGCUCAGAAAAGGCAAGAGUAUAGAGAAUCAAGUUAUACACAACAGAUGGGAGGGAAUAGAAAAAAGUCCGAAAUAAGAACGUCCUCAAAUUCUGGCAGAAAUGAGCUUUGUAUGGCUUUGGUUAAUGAAAAGCUAGGAAACCGACAACCGGUUCCGGCGUCCCAAUGGCCAAUGAUAGAAACGCGUAUAAGUGAUAUUCUAUUUAAAUAUCUUUUAAAUAAUAAAAAUGGUCCAAUACCACGUUACGAUUCGGGUGAAAUAUAUCGUGGUUACUAUUUGUUACAGUGUCAGGAUAAGUUCUCCAAGGAGUUUCUCUGCAACUGUAUGGCACAGGUUAAAGAUGUCUUUGAGGGUUUAAGCUUAAAUGUUAUAGAAAUAGAUGAAAUACAAAAUUCUAAUGAACAUUCCUUAAACACUACAAAUGACUGUGGUAAAGAAUCAUCAGGAAAUGGUGCUAUUGAGGAAUACAGACGUUAUUUAACUUCUAUGGAUCGUCUGAAAUUUUAUGCUGGAUUGGGUCAGUUAACACGCAACGAACGUAAAAGUCUAAAAAGAAUUAAACGUUUCAUUAGGGAGUAUGAAGAACGUAAUAAUCUGCCACGUACGCCAAUGGAUAACAUUGGAAAUGGUCAACCACAAAAUGUUCAAGGCUUUCAAUUAUCUGUUAAUUAUGGUGACUCUAACAGCUCUUGUGGUUUAAGGCAGCAAAUGGAAGAUUUUUCUCAAGGUUCCUGGGGCCAUCGAUCAUCUAGCAAUCAAUUCCCUAAUGAUGAACAAAAUUCUCAAAAUUGGGGUGCUUGGAACUCGGGACAAAUGCAGCCUGAAAGUUUUCCACAAACGGGCGGUAAUUCCUCAAACUUUAAGGGUGAAUUUCCUUUUAAUUCCGAAAAUAACUAUAACACGCAAAUGGAACCAAAUUGGAGGCCAGAUAACUCUUGGAAUUGUACAACAGCAGAAUCUUUCACUGAUAGAAAUAACUUUGAGUUUAGGGGCGAACAAAGAUCAAAUAGUUCUUGGAACUUUGAGGAUACACAGGCAAAUGAUUACCAAGAAAUAAGAGGAGAUAGACAAGACUUUGACUUUAAUGGAAGAAGAAACUUUGAUUUAGAAUCAAAUCAAUAUAAUCGCCCUGAAAUGAGAGGAAAUAAUCAAGGAAUAGAAACUUGCAAGACAGCUAACAAUAACUAUGAAACAGAACAAAUGAAACAGGCAAAUGAUUACCAAGAAAUGAGAGGAAAUAGACAAGACUUUGACUUUAAUGGAAGAAGAUACUUUGAUUCAGAAUCAAAUCAAUAUAAUCGCCCUGAAAUGAGAGGAAAUAAUCAAGGAAUAGAAACUUCCAUGGCAGCUAAUAAUAACUAUGAAACAGAACAAUCAUGGAGACAAAAUCAAAUGGCAAAUACUGCCUGGAAAUAUGAUGAGCCAAAGGGAGCAAACUACACUUCCCCUAAUACCCAAUUUAUGACAACACACUUCAAUCAGGAAUCCCAAAAUUCUUCUCAACAAUUAACAUCUUUCGCAGCAAGUUCUAGCAGAAAUGUGACGGCUUGGAAUAACACUAAUCCAGCUGAAAGAACACAAAUGAUUAAUCAGGUUGAACCAUCUAAAAUCCAAUUGGAAAAACAACUUUUUGAAUUGUUAAAUGCACUGGGUGCAAACAAACCACCAGUUUCCCAAACUCAACUACAAAAUGCCAGAGAUAGCCACUCUCAAAAUUUAGGAAAACGUAAAUCUGAUUUAAAAGCAACCGAAGUCAUAACCUUAUCGGAUGAUAGCGAUCACGAGGAGAAGGUGGAGAAAAAAGCCGAAAUGGAAUAUUAUAAAGCUUUGGCACACUUGAGAAAAUUAGAAGGUCGUGCCAGCGAAAAUUUAAGCGAACAAGAGAAAUUCUUUAAAGAAACCAGUGAAUUUAUUGUCAAACAAUAUGAAACCAAAUUUUGCUCUAAGACAAAGCAAACUAACAACAACCAGUCGCAGGAGAAACCAAAUGAAAGCCAACACAACAAAAAAACAAGAUGGAACUCAUCCACAAACAAUAACUAUGCCGAGCCGCAGACAUCAGAUAGUUCUAACCAACUCAUUAGCUAUCCAAAUCCGGCUCUUUGGAAGCUCUCGACAAACUCCAACCUUCCUCAUGUUAACAACAAUUCACAACUACAAAUUGCCAUAAUCGAUCGUAAUGAAACGGAUCUAAAAUUAAACAAACGUUUGUGGUCCCAACUGGAAGGAGAUCUUUUUAAAGCUUUACGCUAUGAAGUAGAAAAGACAAACAAUAACAAUAUAAGACAAUUUGAUGCUAAACAAUGGAAGAAUGGCUUUAAAAUAGUAAAAUGUGAAAAUAUACAAGCUUUAGAUUUCAUCAAAAGGUUUAUUAUCAAACAAAAGCUUUUAAAUCCACGGCAGCAAUAUGAUUUUAUACCUGUAAGUGAGCUGCCCAAACAACCCGUUGUUAGAGUUUGGAUACCGCCACCAAAUGCAGAUGAUAUGUCAAUACUAAAGAUUUUAAAGGAUGAUAAUCAAGCAUUACAUUCCAGAAGCUGGACUCUGAAAUAUAGUCGUAAAAGACCCCAUAAUAAUGGCAAAGAUUUAUAUAUUUACAUUUCGACUCUAGCUGUGGAAAAGUUGAGCUCUUGUCAAGGCGAAAUACGUUAUGGUAAUAAACGUUUGAAAAUGGAGCUGUUAGAUGAGUAGAAAUAGGAUGUUUAAGGAGAGAAACGAGAAGGUUUUUUUUUAAAGAAAUUCCUAAAAACUUUGUAAACAUAUAACUGAAGAAAAUAAACCUCGAAAAGUCUUAAAAAAUAAGGCAAAUUUCAAAGUAGGCAAAGCUUUUCCUUUUUUAAAGCUUAAAAUUUAUUUAAUCUUAUUCUUUUCUUUUAGUUUUAAUAUGAUCCUAUGAAUUAACUAAAUAAAAAACUUAAAAGCUGGAAUUUUUGACA
Lucilia sericata (common green bottle fly) is the source of this 3623-nucleotide messenger RNA. RefSeq lists its product as uncharacterized. NCBI's taxonomy places the organism in Eukaryota, Metazoa, Arthropoda, Insecta, Diptera, Calliphoridae. The transcript has 2 exons. The record is from RefSeq and is a predicted model, not a curated record. The coding region runs from base 430 to 3378 and encodes 982 amino acids.